Molecule: messenger RNA, 1410 nt
Organism: Penicillium angulare
Lineage: Eukaryota; Fungi; Ascomycota; Eurotiomycetes; Eurotiales; Aspergillaceae
Product: Beta-lactamase-like protein
Exons: 2
Coding region: 1-1410 (469 amino acids)
Source: RefSeq, a predicted model, not a curated record
AUGGUAAAGAGCUACGGCGUUUCAGAUAUCACCACCUCCAAGUCAGUGACAGAGCACACACUUUUCAUGAUAGGGAGUACAAGCAAGGCAUUCACUGCCGCCGCGAUAUCUCUUCUUGUCGAUGAUAAUAUCAAAUUUCCAAACAUCCAUUGGAACACCCCAGUACAUGGCAUCAUUCCAACGGACUUCGUGCUCAACGACUCAUGGGCAACAUCACAAAUGACAAUAAUUGACAUUUUAUCUCAUCGCUCGGGUUUUCCACGUCACGACAGGGUAUGGCUCGCUAACAUAACGCUUCAAGAAGCUGUGCAAUCAAUUCGACAUCUUCCACUUACAGCAUCCCCACGUACAGAAUUCCAGUAUUCCAAUCUCAUGUACAGUGUAGCAGCUCACAUCAUUGAGACGGUGACAAAUCAGUCUUUUCAAUCCUUUUUAAGAGACAACAUCUGGUUACCACAGGACAUGACGGAAACCUAUCUUUACCUCUCGGAUGCUAAAGAUGCACAUCAAGAUAUUUCACAAGGCUACUUCGAAGACUUGAAUGGUAAAGUGAUCUCCAGCGACCAAGUUUCCAUUGAUAUUCUCCGCGGGGCAGGUAAUAUACUCUCAUCCGUCUCAGACUAUGCAAAGUGGAUUUCAACACUCCUGAAUUGCGGACCGCCUCUUUCUCCAGGGACUUAUGGAAUGUUAUUUGGUGCCCAGUUUGUUGCGGAACGGAAUCCAACUGAGCCCUUUCAAACACCUACGCUUUAUGGCCUUGGGUGGCAGAUUCAGGUGUACAAGGGCGAGACGAUAAUAUCGCAUGGAGGGUCACAGAUAGGGUACGGAGCAUCUGUUGUUCUCUUACCAGAGCGGAACUUUGGCCUGGUUAUACUAGGGAAUAAUAUGAAUGGUACCAGUGCUGCAGCGGAUAUACUUGCCUAUCAUAUUAUAGAUGAGGAAUUGAAGAUUCCACUCGAACAGCGAGCCGACGCAGCCAUGAACACCACCCAUCUCUCCAAACACCUAUUAUCAGAGAUUUAUCCCAAACUGCCCUCCCCACCUUUAUCAAAUCCUUUGGAUUUAUCUGCUUUUGAGGGAUACUAUACACAUCCAGCAUAUCCAGAUCUAAGAAUAUCAACCGAUUGCAUUAGCAACAGCAAAGCAUACGAAGUUUUGAACCGGACAACACCCGAUUUAUGUAUCUUGCAUACAAGACCGAAUGAUUAUUCUAAAGAUAUGGAGUGGGGUCUUUUCCAUGUAUAUGGUACUUAUUGGCUUCAAAUUGUAUUGUGGUCGGGUGGACUCAGUGCUGCUCGCAUCGAGUUUUCGAUUGGUUCUGAUGGGUUGGUGAGUCGGUUGGGUAUUGAGAUUGAACCUGCUAUGGCGCAGAAAGGAGAAAAGAUAUGGUGGACACAUAUUUCACCUUGA